AUGGUGAGCGAGGAUCAGGGGACGAAGAACAACGACCUCAUCAUUGCGGUCAGCGAGCACGCAAGAAAGCCGGUGUCCGGGAGGGUGGCAGUAUUGUCCGACAGAAAGGCCGACAUUGCAUGCGGUGCAGUGAUAGCUGUCUUUCUCGCAGCGCUUCCUUUCUUUUUCUGCAUGGCGGUGAUGGCGCACUGGCUGCCUUUCAAUCAUACCUACAUACACCCCCGAGCUGCCCGCUACUGGCGGUGUGCGAUGCUCUCUGGAGAGACCUGCCGCGUGCUAAUGGGCCUUAUCAACUACUGA
Molecule: messenger RNA, 300 nt
Organism: Clonostachys solani
Lineage: Eukaryota; Fungi; Ascomycota; Sordariomycetes; Hypocreales; Bionectriaceae
Source: the annotation of a GenBank genome assembly